AUGGCAGAGGUGGAGGAGACACUGAAGCGAUUUCAGAGCCAGAAGGGAGUACAGGGCAUCAUCAUGGUGAACACAGAAGGCAUUCCAAUCAAGAGCACCAUGGACCAUCCCACCACUACACAGUAUGCCAACCUCAGGCACAGCUUCAUCUUGAAUGCCCGGAGCACUGUACAUGAAAUUGACCCCCAGAAUGAUCUCACCUUCCUUCGAAUUCGCUCCAAGGAAAAUGAAAUUAUGGUUGUACCAGAUAAAGCCUAUUUCCUGAUUGUGAUUCAGAAUCCAACUGAAUAA
Messenger RNA from Nyctereutes procyonoides (raccoon dog), 291 nucleotides. RefSeq names its product dynein light chain roadblock-type 1-like. Gene Ontology annotation, cellular component: cytoplasmic dynein complex; cytoplasm; centrosome. The transcript has a single exon. The record is from RefSeq and is a predicted model, not a curated record. Gene Ontology annotation, biological process: microtubule-based movement. Gene Ontology annotation, molecular function: dynein intermediate chain binding. NCBI's taxonomy places the organism in Eukaryota, Metazoa, Chordata, Mammalia, Carnivora, Canidae. The coding region runs from base 1 to 291 and encodes 96 amino acids.